CAAUGUCCAGUAGCACUGAACAUUUAUUUGAAUGAUAACUAGUGGACAUUGAAUAGUGGUACUGCAUUGAGAAAAUAAAAGUAUAUGGUACUACAUUAAGAAAGCCACUAUGUUUUAUUACAGGACGGAGAAUGCAAGUGGUUGGGUCUCCCGGCGGCGGGGAGUACGAUCGUCCUCUCAGGUUUCUAUUAGUAAAGGUGAUGAUGGGUAGUGGUUUUCCGGCGGAAGCCGGAGAGGUGGCGGUGAAGUUGGUGGUGGAACCCCCCGGGGCGGCGGCGGAGGUCAAAACGGGUGAACUGAAUAAGAAAAAAGAAAAAGCCGAGGUGACGGUGUACUUCUCGGAGGAGGAGGUAGACGGCGGCGGGGCGAGGGAAGUCGAGAUUUCCCUGAAAGGCGGCGGCGAGGACAAGACGUCCCUGGGGAAAACGAGACUCGUCGUUCCCUCAGAUCGGACGCUGCUGGACUACCCCGCCCUCUCCUGUUGUUCCUUCACCAACGAGGAGAAGGAGGAGUUAGAAGCGGUUGUUUGGUGGGCGGGGAAAGAUAACCCCGAGUUCCGCUUGGUGGUUAAAGCGGGGCCGAAAAUGCACGCCCUCCCGAAUUUGGUGUACUACAACCUCCAGAUGAUGUGGCUCAGCAACCUCAACCCCACCCUCCUCCCCGAGCGCUCUUUGUACAGGGUGAAAGCCACCAUCGGAGCACAAUCGUCGGCCACCCCGGAGUUAUUCAACUCUUUACCGAGCCCCAGAAGUGCACCCUUGAACUCCCUAGUCUGGUUCGUUAAGGUUUACAACGAAAGCCCACCGCUAGGCGAACUCAAACUCGAGCUGCAUAUGGCUCUAGCCGAUUCCUACAUGAAGCCGUGUGGGGAAUACAAAGUGGUCGCCAGCGGCGUACAAAAGCUGGAGGAGGUGUAUAAGAAGAAGGAGGAAGGAGUGGCUGUCGGGCUGAAGAAGCCCAAGUCCGGCGGCGGCGGGGAGGACGGCGAGGGGAAAAAGGAGAGUGAGGUCGGGGAGGUGAGGGUUGCGAUGGGAGGCGAGGCACAUCAUUGCCACGUGUUCGAGGAGGAGCCGGAUAAAUGUAGCGACCUCCGAGCGCCUGCUCAUAACAACAGACUGCCGGCGAUCGGGUACCUGGAGGUUGAAGUAAAGGGCGCUACAAUAGUCAGGCCGACGAAGGUCGUCCGCGGUGGCAAAGCCACGGCGGACACGUACUGCCUGGUCAAGUGCGGCCGCAAGUUGUACCGGACGCGGACCGACUUUGGGAGCCUCAACCCGGUUUUCCGAGAGACGUGCGGUUGUGACGUGUUCGACACGCACACCGUUUUCUCAGUCGCCCUCUUCGACAACCGCCAGGGGGGCGGCUCCGGGGGCCAAAAAGAGUCGAAAGAGAAUGAUCAGAAAGAGAAAGUGAAAGAGGUCGCGGACGUGUACAUGGGGAGGGUGGUGAUCCGCAUCUCCACCCUCUUCCCAUCGCUCCCCGCCUUCAGGACCGAAAACAAAUACCUCUCCGAGUUCCCGCUCUAUCUUAUCCAACCUAACCCCCCGGACCGUUGUAACGUGAAGCUCAUGGCCUACCUCACUCUCUCAUAUAGCUUUACCUUAUACACUUCUUCUUCCAAGCAUUUUCUCCUCAUGCUCUUCCGCUCCCCACUCCCGCCAAUACCACCCGAGGCGGAGAUCCUCAGGCUCCGCCGCAGUGCGGUCGCCUUAGUGGCGGAACAUCUGUCGAAAAAUGACCCGCCGCUCGGGAAGGCGGUCGUGGAGGACAUGCACGGGGACUACGAACCCAGCUUCAGCUACCGCCGGUACGAAACCCACCGGAGGCGCCUCCUGAGGGCCGCGUCCGGGUUCUUCUUUCUCCGAGACUCCGUCAUGAGGGCCGUCACCUUCGUGAUUCCGGCAAGGUCCAUCUGCUUCUUCUCCCUCCUCUUCAUCCUUCUCAACUUCUUCCCCCACCUCAUUCCCCACAUCAUUAUUUUCUCCUUCUUCGUCCCUGGGCUCGUUAACUUGUUCCGUUACCCCAAGCAACCGCCCAAAAUCAACCCACUGCUCCUGGAUGUGGCUCAGAAUGUAAGUCCAACUUGUAUUGACGAGGAGGCGGACACGACCCCGAGCAGCCGGCCGCCGGAGGCGAUAAAGUUCAGACACGAAGAGCUGAGCAAAGUGGUCCGGGGAGCCGAGAAAAGCAUCGGCCGCGUGGCGACAAGUGUCGUAAAGGCGAGGGCGUUACUGUGGUGGUGGGACCCACGCGCCUCGGGCGUCUUUGUCGCCUUCUGUGUCGCGGCCGCGGCGGCGUCGUAUCUCACCGGUCCGUUGGUUUCUUGCGGUCUCGCCGCCGUCGUCUUUGUGCCCUUGCAUGUCCUCGAGAUCAGGAGAAGGAUCCCUUCUCCGCUCUCCUGCUUCAUGGGCCGCCUCCUCAAUGCCAAUCCACGCAUACUAUAAUCACACCAAGGAUGACACCAAGGUUUACAUCAAGUCAAUUUUAAUUUCAACUUACUUUGUAUUACCUCGUUACGUUUAAGCUUUUUUUGAAGGAACAUUAUUUUUUUGAAAUAUUUGCACUAAAUAACAUUAAAAUUUGAAUAAUUUC
Molecule: messenger RNA, 2592 nt
Organism: Cuscuta campestris
Lineage: Eukaryota; Viridiplantae; Streptophyta; Magnoliopsida; Solanales; Convolvulaceae
Source: the annotation of a GenBank genome assembly